CAUGCGUUUCUGAAGAAGUUAACAUAGGUACAAACAGUUAUUUUGUUUUAUUUUUUAUUUACGUAUUGUAUUCUCAUUGUGCGUUCAAGGUUUUUUAUUUUUCUUAAUUUAUGUUGACUACUUUUUUAAAGACUAUUUGAGCGUCAUUGAUGUGUACCUAAUACAUCACGUGAUAAUAUACAAUUUUAAUCAUGAAUGUUGGAGUUAUCUUACUUGGAAGUAUCUUACUAAUCGCUAGUCCAUGUUUUUCCAUAAAUGUUUUUCAAUAUUUGGGUCAGGCUUAUCGUAAAAAUCUGAUUCAAUUCCGUGAAGAUAUUCAAUUUGGAAACAAAAAAAUAUUAGAUGAAUACGAUUUCAUAAUUGUAGGAGCUGGUGCUGCAGGAGCAACGAUCGCUCGGCGGUUAGCAGAAGUUUCAGAAUGGAACAUAUUAUUAUUGGAAGCUGGCGGAGAAGAAUCAUUAAUAACUUCAUUACCAGCUAUUGCUCAUUAUUUACAAUUUACAAAUUAUAAUUGGGCAUACCACACGGAAAAGGAACUGCAUUCUUGUAGAGGUCUUAUAAAUAAGACUUGCCCUUGGCCAGCAGGAAAAGGAUUGGGAGGUAGUACAAUAAUUAAUAACAAUAUGUACACAAGAGGUAAUGUAAGAGAUUUUGACCGUUGGGCAGAAGCAGGAAAUCCAGGGUGGUCUUACAAUGAUGUACUACCGUAUUUCUUAAAAAAUGAAAAUAUAAACAUACCAGAACUCAAAAAGUCACCUUAUCACGGUGUUGAAGGACCACUGCCAAUUAGCUAUGCUGGUUUUAAUUCAAAAUUAGUAAAUGCAUUCUUAGAGUCAGCGUCUGAAGUUGGUAUGUCUGUUGGUGACUAUAAUGCUCCAGGUAGCCAUGUAGUUUUUUCUAGAAUUCAAAGCACAACAUCAAAUGGAAGACGAAUAACUUCUGCGAGAGCUUAUCUUCACGACAAUUUAAAAAAUUUGCAUAUAGUUGAAUUUGGUUAUGUUACGAAAAUACUAAUAGAUAACCGUACAAAAGUAGCAUAUGGAGUAGAGUUCGUAAAAAAUAAAAAGAAAAGAAAAGUAUUGGCUAAAAAAGAAGUGAUAAUAUCAGCAGGCACGUUCAACUCCGCUAAGUUAUUAAUGUUGUCAGGUAUUGGGCCUAAAGAACAUUUGAAUUCAUUAAAUAUAAACACUGUAAGUGAUUUACGCGUGGGUGAUAACUUACAAGAACAUCCGGCAUAUGCUGGGCUAGCUUUUUUAAUAAAUGAAACUAUAUCAUUUGUUCCGGACAGAGUAUAUCGUGACUUAAUAGGUGAAGCAUUUAAAAUUUUAGAAAAAAAAAGUUGGAUGACAACUUUACCUCCGGAAGGUGUUGGAUAUGUAAAAACUAAGUACAACAAGGAUAUAGGAGAUAUACCUGAUAUCGAGUAUAUAUUUAUACCUGGCAGUUUAGCAGGAGAAGCGGGUUUAGGUGGGACUAUGGGACGAAGAUCAAUGGGUAUUCCUGAUAAGUUGUUCUACGAAACAUACAACAGUAUUUUGACUCAUGACUCAUGGACAAUUUGGGUCAUGUUGAUGUAUCCGGAGAGCAGAGGACAGGUACGGUUACGCAGUGCUAAUCCAUUUGAUAAACCAGUGAUCAAUGGGAAUUUUUUCACCGAGCCUCUCGAUUUAAAACGAAUUGUAGAAGGCAUAAAAAUGACAAUUGAGCUCAGCAAAACCAAAGCGUUUCAAAAGUACGGUUCCAAAUUACAUACAACUCCUUUGCUGGGAUGUAGACAUUUAGAAUUCGGCUCCGAUCCCUACUGGGAAUGUUGUGUUGAGACAAUGACAAUGCAAAUGCAUCACCAGAGUGGUACAUGCAAAAUGGGACCGGAAUGGGAUCGAAACGCUGUAGUGAACUCUCAGCUAAAGGUUUAUGGUGUGAAUAGACUGAGGGUAAUUGAUGCCUCUAUAAUGCCUACUAUUACAGGAGCUCACACUGUUGCACCGACAUACAUGAUUGGAGAAAAAGGUGCCGAUUUAGUAAAAUCUACUUGGUUGAAUAAAAUUCAAACAGAUUUGUGAUCAAUUAUUAUUCGUACAUUAAUUAUAAUUAAGUUUCAUUUGAAACUCUUUUAUAGAUUCUUC
Molecule: messenger RNA, 2126 nt
Organism: Melanaphis sacchari
Lineage: Eukaryota; Metazoa; Arthropoda; Insecta; Hemiptera; Aphididae
Product: glucose dehydrogenase [FAD, quinone]-like
Exons: 3
Coding region: 192-2063 (623 amino acids)
Molecular function (GO): flavin adenine dinucleotide binding; oxidoreductase activity, acting on CH-OH group of donors
Source: RefSeq, a predicted model, not a curated record